Dujonia railenensis is the source of this 465-nucleotide messenger RNA. Lineage: Eukaryota; Fungi; Ascomycota; Pichiomycetes; Serinales; Debaryomycetaceae. The record is from the annotation of a GenBank genome assembly.
AUGGUCAAAGCUGUCGCUGUCUUAAGAGGAGAUGCCAAGGUUGGUGGAACUGUCACCUUCGAACAAAAAUCCGAAUCUGAUCCAACUUUUAUCUCUUGGGAAAUUUCUGGAAAUACCCCAAAUGCUUUAAGAGGAUUCCACGUCCAUCAAUUCGGUGAUAACACCAAUGGUUGUACUUCUGCUGGUCCUCAUUUCAACCCAUUCCAAACUAACCACGGUGCUCCAGAGGAUGAAGAAAGACAUGUUGGUGAUUUAGGUAACAUUACCACUGACUCUGAUGGUGUUGCCAAGGGUACUAAGCAAGAUUUAUUGGUCAAGUUGAUCGGUGAAAACUCAAUUAUUGGUAGAACCGUUGUUGUUCACGAUGGUACCGAUGACUUGGGUAAGGGUGGCCACGCUGACUCCCUCAAGACUGGUAACGCCGGUGGUAGACCAGCUUGUGGUGUCAUUGGUUUCACCAGCUAA